AUGUUCUCACGCGUCUUGAAAUCCACAAAUCAACAACAAGCCCCUUCCCCUUCCUCCUCUUCUUCCGAACCAUCAUCAAAAUCAUCCUCUCGAUCAUCUCAAAUAAAAUCCCAGUCGACCUCAUCGGGCAUCGCUCAACCUUCACCAUCCAAGAUACCCGUAUCUACCAAUCACAGCUCUCGAUCGGCUUUCGUCAGUAGUAAAGAGAACAUACCUGCUCCACCUUCCGCAGGCCAUGAGAAAGAACGUUCAAAUUACUUAUCAUUCUUAUUCUCGCAAUCGCAACAGGGUGCUCCGACUACUCCAGUCAAAGUAAACAAGUCUUCACCUGCACCUCCCGCUCCUGCUCCUGGUCAGGCGUAUCAUCCUCACGGUCAUGGAGAAGCGGUCCAAGCGUCAAGAGGUCAAUAUACCGCCGAAUCAGAUGAUAUUCACAUGCAAACUAUGAAAAACACCAUCAACCCAGCAAUGUUGAAACAACUCUCUUCUAUCCCUGCUCCCACUCAACAACAACCGGUGAUACAAAGGAGCAACGGUGCUGGAAACGGGGCUCAGGGACAUCCUGUCAACCCUUACGCAAUCCAACGAGGUGCGAACGCGUAUAAUGAAGAUGUACAUAUGAAGACUCAAAGGUACGAGACUCAACAUGAUAAACCUAGAGGACUUCAGCUAUGGGAGAGGGAACUGCUGGAAUCUCCUGAUAUGAAGAGGAAAGCUACAGUGGCUCAGAUUUACUUCCUGGAUUACUAUUUCGAUCUCCUUGGAUACAUCGCUAACAGGAAGAAACGUCUCGAGACCUUCAAAGCCGACACCGCUCAACGAAAUGUCACUGGACCCGAGUAUCAAAAAGAGGUAUCCUCCUAUAACGGUAGAGAAAGAGUAUUGCUCCGAAAGAGACGAACCAAGCUUCGUGUUGAGCAAUUCAGAAUUAUCGCUCAAGUCGGUCAAGGUGGUUAUGGUUCCGUCUACCUGGCUAGGAAAGCAGAUACCAAUGAGGUUUGCGCUUUGAAGAAGAUGCGUAAAGGUACUUUGGCCAAGAUGGACGAAGUGAAACAUGUUUUGGUAGAAAGGGAUAUUUUGACUGCAGUCAAGACUCCUUGGUUAGUUAGGCUGUUGUACGCUUUCCAAGAUACUGAACAUGUUUAUCUUGCGAUGGAAUAUGUCCCUGGAGGUGACUUCAGAACAUUACUCAACAACUCGGGUGUACUUAAAGAAGAACAUGCGCGAUUCUAUGCUGCGGAGAUGUUCAUGGGUGUAAAUGAACUGCACAAAUUGGGUUAUAUCCAUAGAGAUCUCAAGCCUGAGAAUUUCUUGGUAGACGGUACUGGUCAUGUCAAACUGACCGAUUUCGGUCUUGCCACUGGAUCAUUGAAUCCUGCCAAGAUUGAUCAAAUGAAGCAGAAGCUUGACCAAGUGAAAGAUGAAGAACUCGUCUUCCGAUCUACAUUAGAAAGACGAACGAUCUAUCGAUCUAUCCGAAUGGCUGAACCUCGAUAUGCCGAUUCCGUGGUCGGUUCACCAGACUACAUGCCCCCUGAAGUCCUUAGGGGUAAGACUUAUACCUAUUCAGCAGAUUACUGGUCAUUGGGUUGUAUCCUAUUUGAAUUCUUAUGUGGAUUCCCUCCCUUCUCUGGAUCUACUCCUGAAGAGACUUGGGCGAAUUUGAAGAAUUGGACUAGAGUUCUUAGAAGACCAGUAUAUGACCGACCUGAAGAUUUGAUAUUCAACUUGACUGAUACGGCUUGGGAUGCUGUCACGAGAUUGAUCGCUAAUCCAAAAGAUAGAAUAACCACUUUGGAUGAAGUUCAAUCUUUACCGUUUUUCGCUUCAUUGCCUUUCAAGAACUUGCGAUCUAUCGACGCACCCUUCGUACCCGUUUUGGAUGGAGAGACGGACGUGGGAUAUUUCGAUUCGUUCACUAGUCCUGAGGAUAUGGCCAAAUACGCCGAGGUGUUCAAGAAACAAAGAGAUGUUGAGGCAGUUGAGGAGAAAGGGAUUGGAAAUAGAAAUAAUUGGGUUGGAUUCACUUUUGGUAGAAAUGCUAAUAUCACACCUGCUCCUAGAGGUAUCAAACCUGAAGGAGAAGCACUUCAAACCAUUUUCUAA
This is a messenger RNA of Kwoniella botswanensis, 2106 nucleotides long. RefSeq lists its product as uncharacterized. The coding region runs from base 1 to 2106 and encodes 701 amino acids. Gene Ontology annotation, molecular function: ATP binding; protein serine/threonine kinase activity. Gene Ontology annotation, cellular component: spindle pole body. The transcript is spliced from 8 exons. Lineage: Eukaryota; Fungi; Basidiomycota; Tremellomycetes; Tremellales; Cryptococcaceae. The record is from RefSeq and is a predicted model, not a curated record. Gene Ontology annotation, biological process: peptidyl-serine phosphorylation; intracellular signal transduction.